AUGGCCGCCUCCUCCCCUCCGCCGCCGCCGCCGCCGCCGCCGCAGGAGCUCGCCGCAGUCGAAAAGCGGCCCCACCAUCCCCUCCUCGCCGCGGCCGCAGCCGCCUCCCUCCUCGCCGUCCUCUACCUCCCGCGGCCCCUCCUGCAGCUGCUCCUCUCCCCGGCGCCCCUCUCCUCCGCGCUCCUCCUCCUCUGCCUUCUCCGCCUCGGCUCCCCAACGCCUGCCGCCACCUCUCCUCCUCCACCGCAGCCGGAGCGAGCCGCGGAGGCCGCGCCUCCUGAGCCGGCCAAGCCCCAGAGCGUGUUCCUGGAGCCGGAGUUCGCGUCGUGGGCGCCCAAAGGCCGCGCCCUGGAGGUGAUCCACGAGGAGUUCGAGGCGGAGUGGGGGCCGGAGGAGAUGGGCCUGCCCUGGACCUCGGACUCCGACUCCGACAGCCGCAGCGGCAGCGACGACUACGACGACGGCGCCGGCCUCGGGGAGUACGGGAUGAUCGAGAUCGAGCUGGAGGAGGACAACCUCAUCGAGAUCGACAUCUCCAGGUGCCGGUGAUGAGCUUCCCCGACCACUACUCCCGCUGAUUUUCCCCCGGGGCUUCCUGCUUCUUGCGUUGGUUUUGACAAAACAGGAAAAUACUUUGCUGAUUCGGCGUGUGAAUUGGUGUGUGUGCCGUUCUUGAUUCUCUCUACUCUGUUUAGCUGGCCCGCAUUGCUGCAAUGUACAUAUAGGUUGUUCUGGUGAGAUACGGAGUGAGAAAACGCAUGUUAAUUUUGGCACAUCUGAGAGAUGAUGCCAAGUGUAGUUUCACGAUUCUAGACCAGUUUUUGUGCGAUUACUAUUGAAAACUUGAAGGAAUCGAGUUAUGAUA
Messenger RNA from Lolium rigidum, 865 nucleotides. Its product is annotated as protein YABBY 3-like. Bases 1 to 549 code for a protein of 182 amino acids. Lineage: Eukaryota; Viridiplantae; Streptophyta; Magnoliopsida; Poales; Poaceae. The transcript has a single exon. The record is from RefSeq and is a predicted model, not a curated record.